Messenger RNA from Macaca mulatta (Rhesus monkey), 851 nucleotides. Lineage: Eukaryota; Metazoa; Chordata; Mammalia; Primates; Cercopithecidae. The record is from RefSeq and is a predicted model, not a curated record.
UGCUGACACCAACCAGACUUAGCUUGUUGCCAACCAGCACUUUGAGUAGCUCUGAUGUAAGAGAUAGUUUUACAUUCCAAAAGGGGAGGGACCCGAGAGUUGGGAAAGGAAAGCAGGAAAGUAAGAUAUUGAUAUUGUUGGGCUUCCCUGUGAGAAUGUUCAGAGUCCUAACCCCUCUCCCCCUACCCCGUUGACUUCAUGCCAGCAGUGGGGUAUAGAAAAUGUGUUAGAAACCUCUGAUAGGGCCUCUUUUACCAAGGACCCGCCAACAUGGGCCGCGUUCACACCCAAACCAUGAAGAAGGCAGUCCGGGUCAUCAUAGAAAAGUACUACACGUGCCUGGGCAACGACUGCCACACGGACAAGCACGUGUGUGAGGAGAUCACCAUUAUCCCCAGCAAGAAGCUCCACAACAAGAUAGCAGGCUAUGUCACGCAUCUGAUGAAGUGGAUUCGGAGGGACGCAGUAAGAGGUAUCUCCAUCAAGCUGCAGGAGGAGGAGGGAGAAAAAAGAGACAAUCAUGUUCCCGAGGUCUCAGCCCUGGAUCAGGAGAUCAUUGAAGUAGAUCCUGAUGCUAAGAAAAUGCUUUUGGACUCCAGCAUUUGGCAGUCUGUCCAACCUGCAGGUCAGUCAGUCUACAGGUGACAUGACUUUCAAAACGCCUCAGGGAUCUGUUUGAAUCUUUCUGCAAUACUGUAAUAUUUUCAAGAAACCUAGGACAACGGCACAAAACAAACGAACAAAAAUAAACCUCUGAUUGGUUUGGUGGGGUUAGGGCCUGAGGCAAGAGGGCACUCGUGCCUUGCUCCCCAAGCUGUAGCGUAGGCAGACAGUGAGGCCCUUAGAGAGGC